CGGAUAUGCAGAUUCGUGCCUAUUCACAUGUUACAAUGAAGAGCCCUAGACAGCACCGAUGGAAUCACACCGAAUAUUUUUCAAAGCUAGAUAAGAUUUUCAAAGCUAGAUACGUAGGUAUCAACAUGAGUGUCGAAACCGAGGAGCAGAAUGAUGCAGACAGGCAGGGCAACAUCGAAAUGACCCUAGGAAAUUCAACUACUACGGCUUCACAUUUCACGCAUCAGGCGUCGGCAGCUGACAUGCAGGCUUUUGCUAGCCAAGACAAAAACCAACGGCAGAUAGAUGCGUUACGUAUGCCCUCUUUCUCUUUCUGCAACAUGCUUUCAAGUGACAUACACCCCUCCUCGGCGGUUGGUUACAUCUUUCUCCGCAAUGCGCCUGUCGUCCGUCGACUCGGCAAAAAGGCGUUUGUGUUUCGGCCUAGAAGCGAAGAAGAGUGACUAGUUUCCUAUACUUGCUGCAUACAUUGUAUGUAUUGUUCUAGUUUGGAGGGAGGGUCUUAUCUCGUCAUAAAGUUGGGUAGGAUGGGCGUAUUUGAAACGUGGUUUUGAAAAAUGUGGAAAAACAUAUCUGGGUGGUGUGAUAUAAGUGGCGUUGUUGAGAUGGGC
This is a messenger RNA of Trichoderma harzianum CBS 226.95, 611 nucleotides long. RefSeq lists its product as hypothetical. Lineage: Eukaryota; Fungi; Ascomycota; Sordariomycetes; Hypocreales; Hypocreaceae. The transcript has a single exon. The coding region runs from base 6 to 443 and encodes 145 amino acids. The record is from RefSeq and is a predicted model, not a curated record.